AUGGGUUUUCUCUCGUUCUGUCUUGUCAUAUUCUGCAUCAUGACGACUACUUCUCUGCGCAAUAUUGUCAUCGUCGGAGGGUCCUUUGUCGGCCGCUCGACCGCUCAAGAGCUGGCGAAGAUCGUUCCGCCGACGCAUAGAAUUCUCCUCACCGAACCGCAUAGUCAUUUCCACCAUCUCUUUACAUUUCCACGUUUCGCCAUUGUUCCAGGCCAGGAACACAAAGCAUUUGUUCCUUACAGCGGUAUCUUCUCCGGAACACCCCACGCUGCCUCCCACGGUGUCGUCCAGGCACGUGUGCUCUCGGUCAAGGCCCAGCAUAUCGAGCUGGAUCGGGAAUGGCAAGGAUCAAAGCAGAUUCCAUUCGACUAUAUUGUUCUCGCCACCGGCACCCGACUUUCCAAGCCGGCAGCUAUGGAGCACGAUGAGAAGCUGCCGUCGGUCGAGUAUCUGCAGAAGCACCAGAGCGAUGUGCAAAAAGCAAAGUCCGUUUUGAUCGUCGGUGGUGGCGCGGUCGGCGUACAAAUGGCUACCGAUCUGAAAGAAUACUACCCAAAGAAAGUUGUCACCGUUGUGCAGUCACGACCCCAGGUGAUGCCGAAUUUCCACCCGCAACUGCACGAUCUCAUUAAGAAGCGGUUCGAUGAGCUGGGGAUCAGGCUGGUCACUGGUUCUCGGGUUACCAUCCCAGAAGGCGGCUUCCCCAACAAUGGCAAGCCAUUUGAUGUGCAGCUAACAAAUGGGACGAUCGAGUCGACCGAAUUCGUGAUCUUGGCGACUGGACAAACACCCAAUAAUCAGAUGGUUGCCGAUUUAGAGCCGUCUGCUGGCGGUGCAUCAGUGGUGAACCCGGAUAAUGGUUUCCUUCGAAUUCGACCGACCAUGCAGCUUCAGGACAAGAAGUACUCCAACAUCUUCGCUGUGGGUGACAUCGCCGAUACAGGGGCCCAGAAGGCUGCCCGGCCUGGCUCGGUUCAGGCUGGAGUGGUCGCGAGGAACAUUGUUUCUUUAAUAGAAGGAAAUAAGGCGGAAGAGACCUUUGUCAAGGGCCCAGGGGCUAUCCAUCUUACAUUGGGCAUGAAAUAUAACGUUAUCUUCCGCAAUCCCAACACCGCGGAAGGCCAGACCGAGCCUUGGAUCAACGAGAAACAGGAUGGCCAAGAAGAUAUGAAUGUUGAAGCCAUGUGGGGACGAUUAGGCAUUACUGUCGACAACCCCCGCCAAUACCACCUCUAA
This is a messenger RNA of Penicillium argentinense, 1236 nucleotides long. Its product is annotated as NAD(P)/FAD-dependent oxidoreductase. Lineage: Eukaryota; Fungi; Ascomycota; Eurotiomycetes; Eurotiales; Aspergillaceae. Bases 1 to 1236 code for a protein of 411 amino acids. The record is from RefSeq and is a predicted model, not a curated record. Gene Ontology annotation, molecular function: electron-transferring-flavoprotein dehydrogenase activity; flavin adenine dinucleotide binding. Gene Ontology annotation, cellular component: cytoplasm. The transcript is spliced from 6 exons.